AUGUCGACACAAUUCAGAAAGACAAAUAGCAAGCAGACACAUAAGAAACUGGAUCCAGAACUGAAGUUUAAGCUGGAGACUUUGACGGAAUUGUUCCCGGAUUGGACGAACGAUGACUUGAUCGACUUGGUGCAAGAAUACGAAGACCUGGAGACAAUAAUUGAUAAGAUAACGUCAGGCGCGGCUACCAAGUGGGACGAAGUGAAGAAGCCAUCUAAGAAGGAAAGACAGCGGGAACAACAACAGCAAUUGCAACAACAACAGCAGCAGCAACAUCAUCAUCAGCAACAACAACAACAACAACAAUCACAACAACAAUCACACAGCACACAGCAGAAUGGGGAAACGUCGCAAUCGGACCAUCACACACAUUUGCACAACAACGAGAGCGCAAUACAUUCGCAUGGCUCCACCGCUGCAGGUUCAAGCGGAGCAGUUGGCAGAUCUUCCAGGCACGGAGCCAACAAUGCUAGGUUUGGCAAGAAAACAACUCCAAGAAAGGACAGAGAACGUGGUGGUGCCAGCGGCGGCCUUAGCGCAACUAAGCAGCAAACCUCAGCGGCUGUAGAAGCGGGUAAACCGGCGGUCUCGGCGGCAAAGUCCGCGGCUUCGUCUUCUUCUUGGGCCGCUAUGGCAUCUGACAAAAAAGCUCAAAAAAUCGCAAAAGCCGUGAAGGAGGUGGAAACCCACUCUGCUGAUUCGCAAGAACGCGAACCAGAAAUUUCAUCAGCCACCACAUUGCCACCACAGCCUGUGGAUGCCGUACAUCAGAUGCUAGACAGCGAAAAACUAGAUGAAGCUGCUACCGCGGCCCAAUUUGCUGCCACACAUCAACAAGACAUUCAAAAACCAAAGAAAAUGACAUGGGCUGCCAUUGCGACCCCCAAGCGCAAACCUGCUACCCCUAAGAGGACAGAACCAUUAGAAGAGUUGGAAGACCUCAAGAAAGAGGCGGCAAAAAUUGAAACCGAAGACGCUGCUCAGGCAUCGCGCCCAAUGGAUGAACAGCCCGUUGAGGAGUUCGAACCAACUGAGGUGGUCGUUGAAGAAGUCGAAGUCACAGUAAACCAGGGAGCUCCUGAGGAAUCAUUGACAGAAGCUAGGGAAGAUGCUAUUGAGGAAGCCCUAGAGGCCGUUUUGGAACCAUCCACGCUUGAAGCUGAAGCUUCAGGCCAAGAAGAACCGGAAACCAGUGUUAAAGAGGAAUCCGGGCAAAUCCCUUCGCCUCAGACGCAGCCACACUUGCAACAGGACGAGCAAUCGGUUGGCUACGGAGUGGUCGAUGAACAGCAGCCACUACAAGCCCAAGCUGGUGUCGCUGUGGGUCAGCAAGGUUACUACCCACAGCAACAACCUCAGCAACAACCUUACACUCCACAAACGCCACAGCAACCAUUGCAACAGCAAAAUGCAGCUGCUGCCGCGGCAGCCGCGCAACAGCAAUACUACAUGUAUCAAAGUCAGUUCCCAGGCUACUCCUACCCAGCUAUGUUCGACAACCAAAGCUACCCAGCUGCUUACAGUCAACAGCAGUACGCUCCUCAGUCGCAAAGUGGUAACCAACCUCAAUCUGCCGGAACACAAGCAGGUCAAUACUCUGUUCCACCUGGAUACAGCAAUGGCACCAGAGACUUCAUGGCCGCAUCGCCAGCCGCUGCGCAAGUGCAGUUGCAACAACAACAGCAGCAGCAACAACAGCAGCAGCAGCAGCCUUACGGAGGCUCUUUCAUGCCUUACUACCACUUCUACCAGCAAUCCUUUCCAUACGGCCAGCCUCAAUAUGGGCUCACUGGUCAAUAUCCUUAUCAACCAAAAGCAUACAACUACAUGAGCCAGUACCCUCAACAACAAAGUCAAGCGCAGUCCUCGUCCUCGCAAUCACAACAAGGUGAAGAAGCAGGCGCUAACCAGCCCUCUGCUCAGACCACCUCUCAACAGGGCCAAGGUCAAGGUUCCGGGCAACAAUCACAGGCACAAUUGAAUGCGCAACAACAAGCCCAAUUCCAGCAGUACUAUCAAUUCCAACAGCAGCAACAGCAGCAACAGGCUGCUGCUGCCGCCGCUGCUCAACAAAGAGCACCUUACGGGUACUCGGGUUACGAAACCGCAUCUCAGACUUCAAGAGGCUUCUACUGA
Molecule: messenger RNA, 2136 nt
Organism: Lachancea mirantina
Lineage: Eukaryota; Fungi; Ascomycota; Saccharomycetes; Saccharomycetales; Saccharomycetaceae
Source: the annotation of a GenBank genome assembly